AUGAAUAUGCAAUUUCUUUACGAAGGUGGACAAGGACAUAUUGUUGAUGAGAACGGAGUUGUGCUCGAGCUAUUUGCUAUCAAAACAAUAAGUUCUCGUAUUCAGUUCCUAAGGAACAAACCUCCAGAAAGACCAUCUAAGCAUGUAACUCUUCCAGAUCCUGAUGAAAGGAACAAUGAUGUCGAUAUGGAGCUAUGCAAUAAAAGAUACUGUACAGUUUACGCUGAUGAAGACAACACUAGAUUUUUUCAUUUAUUUUUACGAUGGGUCAAACGCUACUACGAAGAUCCUGAAAGCAUUUUCAAGAAGAAGAAAAAGUCAGGUCGUCAUCGUAUUCUUAGGGAAGAACAUAAGCAAUUCCUUUUGAAUUACAUCGACGAAAAUCCUUCCACUGUUGUAGCUGAUGUAGUAGAAAAGUUUGAAGCAAAACUUUGCGGACUUAAUGUUUCUCGUAGUUAAUGCUUAUAACUUCACAACAACGCAGUGUAAUCUAACAAUUAAGCAGGCACAGUUCCAACCUAUGGAAAGAAGUAGCGAAGAAAAAAUGCAACAAAGGUACGAUUGGGUACAAAAGUGGCAGCAAACUGACUUGGAUUCCACAACAAACUGCGUUUUUCUUGAUGGUGAAUCAGCCUUUCACAUCAAUUUGAAAUGAGGGAUGGCUUGGUGGAAAG
This is a messenger RNA of Radiomyces spectabilis, 674 nucleotides long. RefSeq lists its product as uncharacterized. The transcript has 3 exons. The record is from RefSeq and is a predicted model, not a curated record. Bases 1 to 459 code for a protein of 152 amino acids. NCBI's taxonomy places the organism in Eukaryota, Fungi, Mucoromycota, Mucoromycetes, Mucorales, Radiomycetaceae.